AUGGAAGCUCAUGCACACUUGUUUUACCUUGUAGAUCAAGAAAUACAGGAGGAGGAGGUCAAAUCCUCCUUUAUAAUUGAGAAUUCUAUUUGUAUCACUUAUUGGUGUUCAGUAAAGUUCGUUGAUCAUUUUUCCACACAGGUUCUUACGUUUGUUGUGCUGAUUAUAUGGUUUUGGCGGAUGCCAGUGGCUAACAUAUCUGAGGAACUUUUGCAACCUUUUGAUAAGAUGUUAUCUUGGAGAGCUGGAGGAGCUCUGAAAGAUCAUGUUAUGGUCGGAAUCAUCCCAUGGUUGAUGGUAUCUGCCAGGGUUAAUAGGUUUAUCUACCGAAAAGUAUUGAAGUAAAAUGAGGAUUUGUGGCGAAAGGAGGAGUAAUUUGUUCUCUCUCAAUGUUUUCCCAUAAUACAAAUUUAUCCUUAUUCUUUUGUAUGUAACUGUGCAAGUUAAAUGUGGUCUAACCAUUGGAAAUGUCUUCUGCAUUUUGAUUUAGAUGUUGGGUGAUUUAUUGGUAUAAAAAAUGAA
Molecule: messenger RNA, 522 nt
Organism: Olea europaea var. sylvestris
Lineage: Eukaryota; Viridiplantae; Streptophyta; Magnoliopsida; Lamiales; Oleaceae
Exons: 4
Coding region: 1-345 (114 amino acids)
Source: RefSeq, a predicted model, not a curated record